This is a messenger RNA of Hypoxylon fragiforme, 1098 nucleotides long. RefSeq lists its product as uncharacterized. The coding region runs from base 1 to 1098 and encodes 365 amino acids. NCBI's taxonomy places the organism in Eukaryota, Fungi, Ascomycota, Sordariomycetes, Xylariales, Hypoxylaceae. The record is from RefSeq and is a predicted model, not a curated record. The transcript is spliced from 3 exons.
AUGGCCGCUAUCGUAUACAUCACCUUUUGGUACCCAAUCACUGGGCCCUAUACAACACCUGCUAUUCACAGCACAGCUGGUGCAUGGGGCCCUCACCUUCAGCCCCUCCCAAAGUCGCGAGUAGGAGAACUAAGAGAUACAUUCAGUGGCUAUAAGCAUCGCGGCAAAUCAUGCGACAUCUCCUCCUUAGAUCUUCACGCUCCUGUUGGAUCCAUAUGUGCAGAUAAAAACACGAUGCUAACCGCCAUGUCAUCUGGUGGCCGGAUUGGAAAAGAUGCGCCGUACCUGCCUCGAGGUUGCGAUAUGCAAUGGUUCAACACGAGGGAGGUUUGUGAAAUCUUGGGCCGAUACUCUCAAGUCAUUCUUGUGGGCGAUUCAAUGCUGAGGCAUGUUAUUGGGGCGCUCAAUAUUUUGAUUCGAGAGGAUUUGGGUUAUGGAGGAGUCACUGAUUGGAACUUCAAUGAAGAGGAAAAACAAAAGUGCUUUUGCAAUAACCAAUUCGACGUGCACGACUGCUCUGUCCAGGGCAUCUUUAGCACAGCGGAUGUCAUAGAACAUGACCCACUAAGCUUGGUGUGCCCCAGGAUCAUUCCGGAAUGGAACACAGAUCUGAGGAUUGAGCAGAUAGUGCGGUACCCGGCCCCGGAAGACGAGUAUCAACGGCUCCAGAAGGCAAUCGAUCCAAAUCCUUCGCAGCGAAAGGCAUUCGUACUCGGCCAUGGACUCUGGAAUGAUUUAGAUGUGGGCCAAUCCCUUAGCUGGCUGGAUGUGGUCCUCGACACGAUCGAGGCAAAGACAAAAGCGCGUACGCGGCUGCGGGGCCGUAGCUCUCGAGUCAACUUACCGGUCCUCUUGGUAACGCCAAACGCGGCGGGAGACAAGAAACCGGACCAGUGGAUUGUUAGCCAAGGAAAUAAGGCCCUUGUUCGGUUCGAGCAAGCGAUGGCGGUAGAAGCAGCCAAGAGGCGUAUCGAUCAUCUGGGGACGUGGAACAUGAGUAUACAGGCAACCCUAUACGACGGCGUGCAUAUGGAUAUGCGCGGCAAUCUGUUGAAAGCUAUGAUGGUCAUAAACUGGUUGAACCUAUUGGAGCCUUGA